Messenger RNA from Eufriesea mexicana, 1783 nucleotides. It is a transcript of the gene Rpn5, whose product is annotated as regulatory particle non-ATPase 5. The record is from RefSeq and is a predicted model, not a curated record. Gene Ontology annotation, cellular component: proteasome regulatory particle, lid subcomplex; cytoplasm. The transcript is spliced from 8 exons. The coding region runs from base 268 to 1587 and encodes 439 amino acids. NCBI's taxonomy places the organism in Eukaryota, Metazoa, Arthropoda, Insecta, Hymenoptera, Apidae.
UACUUGAAUUAUAUUUAACAAAGUUAUAUGCAAAAGAAUAUUUCUCUAUUUCCCUGUCAUAUUUAAAGAAGCAAAAAAGAAAAAAGUAAAAACGAGAGAAAGAAGAGAAACAAAAAAUACGGAAAAGAGGAAGAACAAAAUUUAAAAUAAAGUGUGAUUACUUGCGAAAAUUAACCGUAUUAUUUUUAUUGGAACAAAAAUUUAUUUCACAAUUUGGAAAUACUUCAAUUAAGGUUGAGGUAACUGAAUUGCCGUAAUAUUGUAAAAAUGGAGGAGAAUUAUAGCAGCAACUGCGAUAUUAAAAUUCCAGAGUGUAAAAAACUAGCACGUGAAGGAAAACUACAUGAUGCUCUGGAUCAGUUACUGGCAUUAGAAAAAUUGGCUCGAACAUGUGCAGAUGUGGCAUCUACAUCAAGAAUUCUUGUAGCUAUUAUUCAAAUUUGUUUAGAAGCAAGAAACUGGGCAGUUUUAAAUGAACAUAUAGUAUUAUUGUCCAAAAGACGUUCUCAGUUGAAAGGAGCUGUUACAAAAAUGGUUCAGGAAUGUUGUACGUAUGUAGAUAAAAUGCCUGAUAAAGAAACCAAAAUUAAGUUAAUAGAAACAUUGCGCACUGUAACAGAAGGAAAGAUAUAUGUAGAAGUUGAAAGAGCAAGGCUUACACAUCGCUUAGCAAAAAUCAAAGAAGAAGAUGAAGAUAUUUCAGGUGCUGCGACAGUUAUGUUGGAAUUACAAGUUGAAACAUAUGGUAGUAUGUCACGUUUAGAGAAAGCAUCCCUUAUUCUAGAACAAAUGAGAUUAUGUUUAGCAAAAAAAGAUUUUAUGCGCACUCAAAUAAUAGCCAAGAAAAUUAAUGUUAAAUUCUUUAGUGAUGAAAAUGAUGAAGAGACACAGUCUCUUAAAUUGAAAUAUUAUGAUUUAAUGAUGGAAUUGGCCCGUCAUGAAGGCUGGCAUUUAGAGUUAUGUAGACAUAAUCGAGCAGUGUUAGAAACGCCAGCUGUUAGAGAUGACCCUGAAAAAAGACAUGCCGCUCUUUCACGAGCUGUUCUGUACCUUGUACUUGCACCACAUGAGCCAGAACAAGCUGAUUUGACCCAUAGGCUGCUUACUGAUAAACUUCUAGAUGAAAUACCAACAUAUAAAGAACUGUUACGCCUUUUUGUCAAUCCAGAACUAAUAAAGUGGUCUGGACUUUGUGAAAUAUAUGAAAGAAAACUUAAAACAACCGAAGUUUUUAACUUAUGGACUCGCGAAGGUUGUAAGCGAUGGGCCGAUCUUCGAAAUCGCGUUGUUGAACAUAAUAUCAGGAUUAUGGCAAAAUAUUACACAAAAAUUACACUAACUCGCAUGGCUGAAUUAUUGGAUUUACCGGUUGAAGAAACGGAAGCCUGUCUAUGCAGUUUAGUAGAAACUGGCGUUAUAAAUGCCCGUACUGAUCGUCCAGCUGGAGUAGUUCGUUUUACAGGAACCCAAGAGCCAGCUGCUCUUUUAGAUGCCUGGGCUGCAUCUUUAUCAAAAUUAAUGAGUCUUGUCAAUCAUACAACUCAUCUGAUUCAUCAAGAAGAAAUGUUAGCUGUAGCUCAAUCUUGAAAGAUGAAUUUGCCUCAUCCUUUAUUCUUCUUUCUUUCUUUCUUCCUUUUACCUUUUUUUCUCUUCCCUUUGUACCACAAUCUUAUUUCCUCAAUUUUCUUCUUGACAUAAUACUUUUACAAUUAUUUCCACAUGGCGAUUGCAUAUAAAUAGUUAUACACUUUGUAUGCAUAACCUAAAGAAAGCAUUUAAAAAG